AUGGAGAUGCUGAGGGAUAAAAGGCUCAUGUUUGUCGGGGAUUCGGUACAAAGAAGCAUGUUCGAGUCAAUGGUCUGCUUAGUACAAUCCCAACUCCCGAAAGAUGUAAGAACCACUCUACAACGGGUGCCUCCGAGUAAAAUUUUCAAUGUCGAGGAAUUCAAUGCAUCUAUUGAGUACUACUGGGCUCCUUUCCUAACAGAGUCCAUAUCAGACAAUGCCAUAAACCACACCGUUUUUAAGCGUCUCGUGAGGCUCGACUCGGUCACCAAACACAGCCAAGAAUGGGAGGGGGCCCACAUUUUGGUCUUCGAGAGCUACAUUUGGUGGAUGCACAAACCCACCAUAAACGCAACGUUCGGAUCUCUAAACAAUGUCCGGGAAUAUAACGUGACAAGUGCAUAUAGAUUAGCGUUGAAAACAUGGGCAAAUUGGGUCGAGUCGAGCAUUAAUCCAAGAACUCAAAAGAUCUUUUUCGCAACAAUGUCCCCAACACACUUAUGGAGUUGGGAAUGGAAACCCGGAAUGGGUGGAACAUGCUUCAACGAGACAUACCCGAUUGAACAGGAAUCCUACUGGGGAACGGGUUCGAGUCUCAAUAUUAUGGGAACAGUCAAAGACAUUCUUGGACACCUAAAGGCUAAGGUAACAGUGCUAAAUAUUACUCAGCUUUCUGAAUACAGAAAAGAUGGACACACUUCAGUCUAUGGGGAAAGAAAAGGCAAACUCUUGACUAAAGAACAGAGAUCGGACCCGAAUAAUUUUGCCGACUGUAUUCACUGGUGCUUACCUGGAGUCCCUGACACGUGGAACGAGAUUUUGUACGCACUUCUUUUGCAAGAUUAUCGUUCGUAG
This is a messenger RNA of Striga hermonthica, 855 nucleotides long. Lineage: Eukaryota; Viridiplantae; Streptophyta; Magnoliopsida; Lamiales; Orobanchaceae. The record is from the annotation of a GenBank genome assembly.